UCCGCAGCUCUGGACCCGUGUUCUGCCUACAUCUCUCUGAAUGAGCCUUGGCGUAAUACAGAGUACCAUGUCAACCACUCAUCUGGCAGUGUGCCCCUGUGUGACAGCCGUGUGUCAGGGGAGUGGUACCGCUUCACAGGGAUGGCCGGAGACGCCAUGCCUACUUUCUGCAUCGAAGAGAACCACUGUGGAACCCACGCCCCCAUCUGGCUCAAUGGGAGCCACCCACAGCCCCAGGAUGGUAUCAUGACCCUUCCUGUGUGUGCCAGCUUCAAUAGUAACUGUUGCCAGUGGAAUGCCAGUGUUGAUGUGAAGGCCUGUACAGGAGGAUACUACGUCUACCGUCUGCCCAGACCGUCUGUCUGCUUCCAUGUCUACUGUGGACAUUUCUAUGACAUAUGUGAUGAGGUGGAGUGCAGUGGACCUCAGUGUCCGGAGUCGGACUGCCGCUGUGCUGCUGGAACCACCCUGGGACCAGAUAGACAGACAUGUCUCGAUGUGAAUGAGUGUGAGCAGGGGAACGGAGGUUGUAAGGAGGUAUGUGUGAACACCAAGGGGUCCAGACAGUGUGAGUGUGGACCAGGCAGGGUUCUGGAGGAGGAUGGACGCAACUGCAAAGAGAUAGCAGGGUGCUACAACAACAACGGAGGCUGUAGCCAUGGUUGCUCUGUACUACAGGACUCCUAUCACUGUCACUGUCCCCGAGGACUGGAGCUGGGGGAUGACAAACGCACAUGCCAGGUCCCAGUGCAGUGUAGCAGCAGCUCCAUUAAGGUGUCGGUUCUAAAGGACCUGGUGGGGGGCCUGGAACUCUCCCUGUCCAACUCGUCAUGCCGCGGCGUCUCCAACGGAACACACAUCAAUCUCAGCUUCAGCCUCAAGACCUGUGGAACAGUAGUGGAGGUGACAGAUGACAAGAUAGUGGGUACCAAUUUAGUGACAGGUCUUCCGAAGUCCAGCCCAGGACCGUGGUCCGGUAGUAACCGGGAUAUGAUUGUCAGGACCUCCAAACUGCUGUUACCUGUCACCUGUGAAUUCCCACGACACUACGAGGUCUCCGACGGUUACCAGGCCAGUCUCCGUAGCUCCGCCCUAGAGCUAGCAGGCCACUCCCAGGGCCUUCCCUUCUCUCUGGAGCUGUUUAAGAGUGCUGAGUUCUCUGAGCCCUACCGGGCUCCACCCCAACUACGCCUACACGACUCACUGUUCUUCGGGGUGGAACCCAGGGAGAAGGUGGAGGGUUUGUCAGCUCUGGUGGAGAGCUGCUUUGCUACCCCCAGCGCCAAGGCAGACCAGGCUCUCAAAUACUACCUCAUCAAAGACGGGUGUAUCUCAGAUGAAAUGGUACGUCAGUACUCUGCUAAGGACCAGCUAUCCAAACACUACCAGGUUCCUGUCUUCAAGUUUGUUGGCAAGGACAACAAGGAGGUGUUCCUGCACUGUCGUGUGUUGGUGUGUGGGGCAGGAGACUCCCGCUGUUCUCAGGGCUGUAGAGGGCGUCUGCGUCGGGAACUGUGGAGGACAGAGGAGGAACAGGAGGACUGGGACCAGCAUCACGUGCUGAGUGGAGGACCCAUACGCAUCUUGCCAGACUGAGACAUCAGACCGCCGUGGCACCUCCAUACCACCUUCAGGCCAUCUCACAACUGCACCACUGCAAACAUAGAAAUAGAUACAAUAGAUACAGAGAUAUAUAUUGUAGGAGCAUGACCAGCAUUUUCUCCUGAGUGGAGGACCCAUACACAUUCUGCCAGACACAUUCUGCCAGACAUCAGACCACCCCCAAUACCAGACCACCACCACCACCACCACCACCACCACCACCACCACCACCACCAGGCCACCACCACCACCAGACCACC
Messenger RNA from Oncorhynchus keta (chum salmon), 1862 nucleotides. RefSeq names its product oncoprotein-induced transcript 3 protein. Lineage: Eukaryota; Metazoa; Chordata; Actinopteri; Salmoniformes; Salmonidae. The record is from RefSeq and is a predicted model, not a curated record. Gene Ontology annotation, molecular function: calcium ion binding.